GCCCUUUCAAACAAUGAUUUUUGGUUUACGAGACAACAGACGGGAAAAAGGGAAGACACAGGGGAAUAAGGUUCAACUGCGUUUGCUCAGACGGGAAAAGCGCCGACCGACCUCAUAGCUUUUCGAUGGACAUCACGACUUGCCCCUUCUGCCAUCUGAGAGUUCUUUCUGUAGAACUCGAAAGACAUGCAAACAGUCACUUCGACGAUGAAGACGUUGUUAACGAUUUCGAGUUGGGACGAGACGUUGCCCUUGCUCAUUCUAUUUCGCCCCAGGUUAGUAGUGCAACUCUCCGUAAAACUGGUGCACGGGAAAGGCCUGAGAGUAGCUAUUCAAGUUCUCGUAUGGAUGGUCGAACUUCUAAGGGGAGAGACUUGGGUGAACGAAUAAGCUGCUUAGUCAAUCUGCAGAUGAAGGGAUCUUUUUACCAUGUUGAAGGAGGCAUGAUUAACAUGCUGAGAAGCUGUUUGGAAUUAGAACCUAAGAACUGUGUCAGUCUGUUGUGUGGUUAUGUAGAUCAUUUUGAAAGCAUUGCAUCAGAGGAUGUUGGAUGGGGGUGUGGAUGGCGCAAUAUUCAGAUGCUCAGCUCUCAUUUGCUCAAACAAAGACAAGAAGCAAGGAACGUUCUCUUUGGUGGCUCAGGGUUUGUACCUGAUAUCCCUUCACUCCAGAGAUGGCUUGAAAUUGCCUGGGAACAAGGCUUUGAUAUGGCUGGGUCGAAAGACUUUGAUCAAGAAAUCUAUGGAAAAAGAAAUUGGAUUGGAACUACAGAAUGUGCUACCCUCUUCCGUUCUUUUGGUCUUCGUGCUCGAAUAGUGGAUUUCUGUAGUAAGACAAUUGCACCGAAGGUUUAUGGACCUAUGGACAAAUAUGUGUCCAAGUGGAAAAACAAUGUUUCUGACCCUGUAUCCUUUACACAUGAUGCAAAUGUUAAGGGACAGGAGGUUCUCAUUGAUUGGGUGUGGAAUUACUUUUCUGACCCUAAGUGUACAAGAUCUGACAAUAGACAUGUCCUUGUCAGUCUGAAAGCGCCAUUGUACUUCCAACAUCAAGGCCACUCAAGAACAAUUGUUGGGAUUCAAAAGAAACUUCAGAAAAAUGGCUCAAAGCAAUAUAAUCUUUUGAUCUUAGACCCUGGCCAUAGAACCAAAGAUCUGGCAAAAUCUCUCAGAGACAAUGAUGGAUGGCAAAGGCUAAUAAAAAGAGGUGUGCACACUCUGAGGAAGCCACAAUAUCAGUUGUGUUUUAUUGAUCAUGGAGUCGCUUUUGGGGAAGAGGUUGAAAAACUGAAGAACUUACAAAGCAUUCGUCAUGAAUUUUAGUUUUGCUAUCAGGGUUGAGUGGCUUCUUAUUUCCACAACUUUACCUUCGGCUAUAACAACUAUGGUACUUCAAACUCUGAUUUGUAUUACUUGUUGCUCUAUCUGGUAAUACCGUGGGUUGACCUUUUAAGUAAAUGCCAUUUCUGGACUGUUCGCUGCUUUUCUCCACCAGAAUAGUUGAGAUCCUUCCUCCCCUAUUCUGUAGCACAGUAUCACAUGCAUCAGGCAAACUGCUUACAAAUUCAUGGAUGCUUGCAUCUUCAGAAACUCUUAUUCUCCUAUAGCAGAUAUGUAUAUGAUUUAGCAACUGAAUUGGAUCCUGAUACAUUAUACCUACCUCUGCAAAUGACGUUUUAGGUUGUAAUCAUCAAGUAUUUUCUAUCAGUCAGAACUUUUGUUUCAUCGAUAUCAUAAAAUCUCAGAUUCUUGCCAGAACCAACAUGAAAGACUUUACAACCCUCUGUUUUGAGUCUGAAAUUGUGUAGUGCUGCUACUUCUGGCCUUGGAUGUUUAAUGAACCUUGGUAUUGGAUAUUUAAGUUCCCUUUUGAUGGCAUGCCUUGUUUAGUUUAUAUACACCUGCCAAGUAAUAUGAUUGCUGAUUAAACAAUGGGGGUAUCAGGGUCUACAAUUCAGUGACUAUGGUACUGUGCAAGAAUAUCUGUGAUGAUCUUAUGUGGUUCUCAAAGCUAGCUUGCCUUCUCUCAAUUAAAAUGCCUGUGCAUAAAUCAAUUAUAUGUUGGGAUUGUCUCAUGCUUGAGGCUCUCUUUCCUGCGUCUAUGCAGCAAUUGCUUCAAUGAAAGUCUGGUCUUUUGGAAGGAUGUGCUCUUCAGGUGUCUCAGAGAAAGCUAAUUUAUUUUGCAGUUCAGACGCAACAUACACUUCGACAAAGGUAAACAUUCAGGUUGUUUCUUUGUAAAAUGUGCUUACAUAUGCUAGAAAAACAAAAAGUAAUAUUGGAGGAUGCUCCAAGAAGGA
Messenger RNA from Ipomoea nil (Japanese morning glory), 2299 nucleotides. RefSeq names its product zinc finger with UFM1-specific peptidase domain protein-like. Lineage: Eukaryota; Viridiplantae; Streptophyta; Magnoliopsida; Solanales; Convolvulaceae. The transcript is spliced from 8 exons. The record is from RefSeq and is a predicted model, not a curated record. The coding region runs from base 126 to 1322 and encodes 398 amino acids.